AUGGUUCUAAAGUGGACACAUAUAUUUUUUAAAUGUCUAUUAGUAUUCUGGCUGCUGCAGUACACCAAUAUAGCUCACUCAUCGCGCCAAGUCUGCGCAGAACAACGAAGGCGACCAGGGGGAAGGAAUUCGCAUCUUUCGGCAUCAUUCCUUGUACGAAAGGGUCCGCAAUCCGAGUACUGUAAUCAGAGAGUGACUAGGCAUAGCUUGCAAAGUUCAAGCAGAGAGCCAUUUAUCAAAGACGUCGCAGCUUACGACCAGUUUCCGAAGUUUGCGCAAGGAAGAUACUCACUUAAGAACGUACAUAUUGAUGACAAAAUAAUCGAUAACAGCAGUUUCGACCUACGUGAUAUUGUAUCCGCCAUCAAUGCUAUAGGAAUUCUGCGUGAUUUUGUUCUCCUGCCUAACGGCGAGCUUCGUCUCUCACUACACCCAGACUCCAAUGUAGACGACGUAGCAGCUAUACCGCUCUCCUCUGAUUCUUGUAUAUCCAACUAUACGUUGGCUGUGGUACAACAGGCUUUUAACAAGGAUGAAGAUACUGAAGAAUGGAUUAAACGCCUUGACGAGAGUGAGUUCAAGCCGAUCGAUGUGGAAGAUCUUAUCCAAGAAGCGCAGCAGAUAGAUCCAGUGAAAGAAAGGGAAUCGAUGGUACAAGAAUUCAAUACAAUUAUGCGAGAACAUGAAAUCAAGAAGAGUAAGCUGGAACCCAUUGGGUGGAAAUACGUACCCACGCAAAAAUUGAUAGGAGUAUAUGCUAGACUUCUACCUACGGACAAAUGCAUCAGUUGGAUGUUUCGAAGUUUACCAGGUGACAAACCACUCGUAAUUUACGGAGCAUCAUUAAAGCUACGUAUGUUAAAGCAUGAUCAAGAAACACCUGGGCAAGAUUCUCAACCAGAAAGGCUUGCUUGGCCAUUAGCACAGUCUGAUAUCCAUAUGUUUGAUAAUAUUGAAUUUAAAUUGAGGUCAUUCAGACAUUUACAAGCUACAAUGCAAAAAUGGAGUAAACGGCAUCUGGAUUCGCGGGCAAAAGAUAAACCAUCACAAAACACAGAGGCUAACACAGCUACAGAGAUAGAAUUACUCAAGCCGCAGUUCAUUGAGGUAUCUGGGAUGGAGAAGUUGAAAUUCAACAUGUUGAUGAAAAUCAUGCGUACGCUAGAUGAAACGUUGGUAGACGUAAUAAGGGACUGCGAGCCUGUACUCCGUGGAAAAUGUACUGCAAAAGUAGAUUCCCACCCACGUCCGUUGUGGGUACAAAUCCUUAACGUCUUGAUCAACGGGAAAUAUUUCAAAUUUAUUCCAAUGCUUGUAUUCUACAUCGACCAUGAAGACAAAUAUUGUUUGUGCACACGCAAUAUCAUCCUACAGCCGGAAACAAAACCAUACUUGUGGAACCCUUGGAAAACAUCAUAUGCCAUGAUGAAUUUGGAUAAUGUGCCAAAAGCAUACAGAGAGGUACUAUUCGCCGAUACUCACCAGUUCAAAAUCACUGAAAAACAUAUACAGCACAUUCUCACUAUGUACAAGCCAUUAGAACAUCUGGACAUUAGUGGUUAUUUAAGCGGAAAUGCUAACCCGCUAAAGCGAGCGGUAAAAAAAAUCAUACACAUCGAACCACACAAGCAACUCAUGGUUAACAUUGUACAUUGA
Babesia sp. Xinjiang is the source of this 1656-nucleotide messenger RNA. RefSeq lists its product as uncharacterized. NCBI's taxonomy places the organism in Eukaryota, Apicomplexa, Aconoidasida, Piroplasmida, Babesiidae. The transcript has a single exon. Bases 1 to 1656 code for a protein of 551 amino acids. The record is from RefSeq and is a predicted model, not a curated record.